Molecule: messenger RNA, 1296 nt
Organism: Elephantulus edwardii (Cape elephant shrew)
Lineage: Eukaryota; Metazoa; Chordata; Mammalia; Macroscelidea; Macroscelididae
Gene: ZNF304
Product: zinc finger protein 304
Exons: 5
Coding region: 1-1296 (431 amino acids)
Biological process (GO): regulation of transcription by RNA polymerase II
Cellular component (GO): nucleus
Molecular function (GO): DNA-binding transcription activator activity, RNA polymerase II-specific; RNA polymerase II cis-regulatory region sequence-specific DNA binding
Source: RefSeq, a predicted model, not a curated record
AUGGCGGCGGCCGCGCGGUGGGACCGGGCUCAGGGCUCCGUGACCUUUGAAGAUGUAUUUGUGUACUUCUCCCGGGAGGAGUGGGGGCUCCUUGACGAGACGCAGAGAAUCCUGUACCGAGACGUGAUGCUGGACAACUUCGCCUUGGCAGCCUCCCUGGGUUGUUGGCGAGAAGCAGAAGCAGAGGAGGCACCUUCUAAGCAGGAAGCUGCUGUGGAAAGAGUGUCCCAGGUCAGGAUUCCGUCCACCCAGAAAGUCCACUGCUGUGGGAGGUGUGGCCUAGUCCUGGAGGACAUCAGAAAGCAUCAGAAAUUUCACAGUGGAAAAAGGCAUUACACAUGUGGUGAAUGCGGCAAAGCUUUCUGCUGCAAAGACACCCUCCUUCAACAUCAGAGGGUUCACACUGGACAACGGUCCUUUGACUGCAGUGAAUGUGGAAAAGCCUAUAGCAGAAGUUCCCACCUUGUUCAGCACCAGAGAAUUCACACUGGAGAAAGGCCCUAUAAGUGUGAGGAAUGUGGCAAGGCCUUCAGCCGCAAGGACACGCUUCUUCAGCACCAAAGAUUUCACUCAGGUGAACGGCCCUAUGAGUGCAGCCAGUGUGGAAAAUUUUUCAGCCAAAGCUCCCACCUGAUUGAGCACUGGAGGAUCCACACAGGGGCACGGCCUUAUGAGUGCAUUGAAUGUGGGAAAUUCUUCAGCCACAACUCUAGCCUCAUAAAACACCGCAGAGUCCACACAGGUGCCAGGCCUUACGCAUGCCGUGAAUGCGGGAAAGCCUUCAGCCGCAAGGACACGCUUGUUCAGCACCAGAAAACCCACACAGGGGAAAGGCCUUACGAGUGUGGGGAGUGUGGGAAAUUCUUCAGCCAUAGCUCCAACCUUCUGGUCCACCAGAGAAUCCACACUGGAGCAAAGCCAUAUGAGUGCAGCGAGUGUGGGAAAUGUUUUAGUCACAACUCUAGCCUCAUUCUGCACCAGAGAGUCCACACAGGUGCACGGCCAUACGUGUGCAGCGAAUGUGGCAAGUCCUACAUCAGUAGCUCUCACCUUGUCCAACACAAGAAAGUCCACACCGGAGCCAGGCCUUACAAGUGCAGCGAGUGUGGGAAGUUCUUCAGCCGCAACUCCAGCCUCAUCUUACACCAGCGAGUUCACACGGGCGAGAAGCCCUAUGUGUGCAUUGACUGCGGGAAGGCCUACAGCAGGGGCUCCCAUCUCGUCCGACACAAGAAAGUGCACACCAGGAAACAGUCUCCCGGGCACAGUGGUGUACCUUUACCAGCUGCUCUUUGA